Molecule: messenger RNA, 1395 nt
Organism: Menidia menidia (Atlantic silverside)
Lineage: Eukaryota; Metazoa; Chordata; Actinopteri; Atheriniformes; Atherinopsidae
Source: the annotation of a GenBank genome assembly
AUGACUGACUCUCACCCGUCUGGCUCCGCAGGCGCCUCCAACGGCAGCUCGGUCAGCGCCAGUGACUGGAACAUCACGGGCAGCGGCCCCUGGUUGCUGGCCUUCAUGCUGACCGUCAUCAUCCUCAUGACGAUCUGCGGCAACAUGCUGCUCAUAGCUCUGGUGUUUGCCCAUCGCUCCUUGCGCUGCACUUCAAACUGCUUCCUGGUCUCUCUGUUCUUCUCCGACCUCAUGGUGGCGUUGGUGGUCAUGCCCCCCGCCAUGCUCAACGUGCUGUGCGGGGCCUGGGUGCUGUGGCCGGCCUUUUGCCCCGUCUGGCUGUGCUUUGACGUCAUGUGCUGCAGCGCGUCCAUCCUCAACCUGUGCGUGAUCAGCCUGGACCGCUACAUCUUCAUCAUCUCGCCGCUGCGCUACAAGCAGAGGAUGACCCCGGCCCGCGCGCUCCUCCUGGUGGGAGCCGCCUGGGGACUGGCGGCGCUGACCUCCUUCCUCCCCAUCGAGAUGAAGUGGCACAGUUUGGGUUACGGGAGUGGAUAUUCCCCAUUCCCCGAGGUCCUCGGUAAUAUCAGCUCCCUCUCUGACAAACAGUACCCAGAGUCUUAUUUUCAGACCACACCGUCAGGAGGCGCUUCCUUUCAAUGCCGCCUACAGGUUACCCUGCCCUUUGCCCUGGUGGCAUCCGUACUCACCUUCUUCCUGCCGUCCAGCGCCAUCUGCUUCACCUACUGCCGGAUCCUUCUGGCAGCACGGAGACAAGCCAAGAGAGUCGCGGCGCUGAGUAAUCCUCCACAUCUCUCCCUCGGAGAACCCUCUCGACCCCCUUCAUCCGGGGUUGCAGCGGGGCAAGCUCAGCAGGAUAGAGAGGACUGCAAUCACCACGCGCCUCCCCUGGGGAACCUACCGCCGUCGGUGAACAGCGAGCGCCGCCUGGCUCACAGGCAGGGUCGCAGGGCGCUGAAGGCCAGCCUCACCCUGGGAGUCCUGCUGGGACUCUUCUUCAGUGCCUGGUUACCCUUUUUCAUCACCAACAUGGCUCAGGCGGUGUGUGAGUGCGUCCCCCUGGCCCUUUUUGAUGCCAUCACCUGGCUGGGUUACUGCAACAGCACCAUGAACCCCAUCAUCUACCCGCUGUUCAUGAGGGACUUCAAGCGAGCCCUGGCGAGGCUCCUGCCCUGCUGCUCCUCCCGCUCCCCCCGGAGACCCUCGCCAGCGCUCUCCCUCUCCCUGCGCAACUCCGGAGAGCCCAACAUCUGCAGCGACCCCCCCUCGCCCCUGGCCUCUGACCCCACUCACCCCCCCGCCACUGCGACGGAUGCUGUCAACCUGCUGGACGCUGAGCACGCUGGGAUCGAGUUGCCUCUGCUUCUCCCCAAUCAGGUGGACACCCUCGACUGA